Orycteropus afer afer is the source of this 2214-nucleotide messenger RNA. It is a transcript of the gene ENGASE, whose product is annotated as endo-beta-N-acetylglucosaminidase. Lineage: Eukaryota; Metazoa; Chordata; Mammalia; Tubulidentata; Orycteropodidae. Gene Ontology annotation, biological process: protein deglycosylation. The transcript is spliced from 14 exons. The coding region runs from base 1 to 2214 and encodes 737 amino acids. Gene Ontology annotation, molecular function: mannosyl-glycoprotein endo-beta-N-acetylglucosaminidase activity. The record is from RefSeq and is a predicted model, not a curated record. Gene Ontology annotation, cellular component: cytoplasm.
AUGGAGGUCGCGGCGGUGGCAGCUUCAAGACGGCGCAAGCGGCAGACGGCCCUCGAGGACCGGCCUGAGCGAGCCCGGGGGCGGCGGCGGCGACUGCCCGAGCCGAGAAUGGAAGAGGAGCAGGAAGAAGCAGUCUUCCGAGAAGUGGUCACCUUCAGCUCGGACCCUCUGCCAGCUAGGUACUAUGACAAGGACACCAGCCGUCCCAUCAGCUUCUACUUGUCUUCUCUGGAGGAGCUCUUGGCCUGGACGCCCAGCCUGGAGGAUGGCUUCAAUGUGGCCCUGGAGCCCCCCGCAUGCCGCCAGCCCCCGCUGGGCAGCCAGAGGCCCCGGACCCUGCUGUGUCAUGACAUGAUGGGCGGGUACCUGGACGACAGGUUCAUCCAGGGCUCCGCGGUGCAGAACCCCUACUCCUUCUACCACUGGCAGUACAUUGACAUCUUUGUCUACUUCAGCCAUCACACCGUCACCAUCCCCCCGGUGGGCUGGACCAACGCUGCCCACAGGCACGGGGUGUGUGUGCUGGGGACGUUCAUCACCGAGUGGAGUGCGGGCAAGAAGCUGUGUGAAGCCUUCCUGGCGGGGGACGAGCGCUCCUACCAGGCCGUGGCUGAGCAGCUGGUCCGCAUGGCCCAGUUUUUCCGCUUCGACGGCUGGCUCAUCAACAUCGAGAAUGCCCUAAGUCUGGCCGCGGUGGGCAACCUGCCGCCGUUCCUCCGGUACCUGACCUCGGAACUGCACCGGGUGGUGCCAGGGGGCCUGGUGCUGUGGUAUGACAGCGUGGUGCGCAGUGGGGAGCUCAAGUGGCAAGACGAACUCAACGAGGAGAACGGGGCCUUCUUCCAGGCGUGUGACGGCUUCUUCACCAACUACAACUGGCGGGAGGAGCACCUGGAGCGGAUGGUGGCACAUGCCGGGGGGCGCCGCGCGGACGUGUACGUGGGGGUGGACGUGUUUGCCCGUGGCAACGUCGUUGGGGGCCGCUUCGACACAGACAAGUCGCUGGAGGUGAUCCGAAAGCACGGGUUCUCGGCGGCCCUGUUUGCCCCCGGCUGGGUGUACGAGUGCUUGGAGAAGACUGAGUUCUUCCAGAACGAGGACAAGUUCUGGGGUUUGCUGGGACGCUACCUGCCCACUCACAGCAUCUGUUCCUUGCCCUUCGUCACGUCUUUCUGCCUGGGCCUGGGGACGCGACGGGUCUGCUACGGACAGGAGGCGGCGGCGGGACCCUGGUACCACCUCAGCGCCCAGGAGCUGCAGCCCUUGUUUGGGGAGCACCGGCUUGAGGGGGACAGCCAGGGCUGGGUGAAGACCCACUGCUGCCUGGCUGAUGCCUGGAACGGGGGCAGCUCCCUACUCAUCCGGGGGGUUAUGCCCCCCGAGGUGGGACACGUAGCUGUGAGGCUGUUUUCCCUGCAGGUCCCAGUGCUACACAAGGUUUUCCUGUCCCUGGUGUAUAAACUUGAAGGACCCUCGGCCGUCACAGUGGCCUUGGAGCUCGGCACGGGGGACACCGGCAACUGUCACAUCGGUGGCAUCUCGACACUGAACGCAGAGACAAGCCACUGGAGGCACAGUGCUCGGCUCCUCCGGGUGCCCCCCACCAAGCUGGCUAGGUGGGCCGGCCGAUGUGGCCAGCCGCUCAGAGGGGGCUGGGUCCAGCGCUGCUACGAGGUGACCUUGCGGGACUGCCUGCUGCAGGACCUUUUUGUCAGCUUCUUUCGCCCCUCGGGCAGCCGCCAGGAGGAGACCUUCGUCUGCCGCCUUGGGGAGAUCCAGGUGGUGGACGCCAAGAGCCUGCUGAACCCCCUGCCGCAGGUGCAGGCUGUCACCAUCUCCCACGUCCGCUGGCAGCCGGUCGCCUCUGAGCCUGGGGGUCCCCCUGCUCCCACACAGCUCCGACUCAGCUGCACCCUGCACUGGGCCUACCCGUUCUCCCAAGUCCGCUGCUUCCGGAUCCACUGCUGGAGGGGGCCGGGGCACGGCCCUCGAGGUGGGGAGCCACCAGGCCUGGAGAAACCAGCCCUCCUGGGCCUGGCUUUCACCAACCAGUACCGUGUCGUGGACUUGGCGGUGGCUGCCGCGGAGCCUGGCCAGGACGGCCGUGUAGAGUUCCUGGUGCAGCCCGGCCCCAGGGAGGGGUUCUCAGUGCCGCAGGCCGAGUGGGGACGGGCGACCCUGCUCUACACCGCCCCUGCACGUGCUGGGCAUUAA